GAGAUGUGCUGCAGUAGGUGUAAAAGGUCUAAGUAUGUUUUCCAAAGUUUUGCACAGUAUAAGGCAGUUUAUAGAACAGCAACACCAGCCAUUAUCAGUUAUUACUGAUGCCACAAGUUGUGAUCAUUUGGAUCAAUCUGUAGACAGCGAAGCUUUGGCCAAUGGCUUAUCAGAGCUUAUUAAAAGCCUUCAGGAAGCACUGGAAAUUCUACAACAAAAGACUAACAAUGGUAAUGUUGUAAAACAUGAUAGCAGUGAUGAAAGCCAGCACACUUGUGAUGUGCCCAGUGACUGCCAGGCUAUUGCAACAACAGUAACAACAACAUCAACAAAAGAAAGUGCAAUUUCAGAUAAUCCAGUAGCAAAUGAUAAGCAGAGAAAAAGAAAAAUACCUUCAGAAGAUACAAAUAUUGUUCAGUUGAAGGCUGAUAAAACUGAGAUUGAUAGGAGAAUAUCAGCUUUUAUACAAAGAAAACGCUUAGAGGUUGAUGAAAAUAACAGGAGAGAGUUUUGCCAUGUUUUGAAUGCAGAGCAAGAAAACAGCAAUAAUUGUGCAAGAACUGAUGCUGUGUUCAUUCCAAACUCAAGUGGGAAAAGUCAUGUUAAAGUUUCUAGAGUAGUGAAUGCCUAUGGGCCUCAGACUAUCUUGAAACAAGAAGUCAGAGAAGGAGGUCCCUUUUCCAGCAGCUUGACACCCUCGGGCACAGUGCCUGUGAAGUCUGAGUUCAAGGCUGAAGAUGGACUGAAUGAAAGACUCAUGAAUAUGGAAGCUCAUCUACAGAUGUUUACAGAGGGAAAAAGACAAACAGAUGUUUUCCAAAGGCUAAAAAAAUUAGAAGAAAGGAUUCUAUAUCUAGAAAGUAUCUCGCCAGAAUAUUUCCAAAAAAAUAUCCAGCAGCCAAAAAGAAGAAAAGAAAAUGAACCAAGAACGAAAAUGUAUGGUGAAUGGCAGAACCUGAGUAUACCAGACAUUGACAGGAGGAUUAAAGAACUUUCAGAAAAAUUGCAAUCAAAAGUGAACAGUCAGGUGUAACUAUAAAAAAAAAGGUGGAAAAAGACCAGAGAAGAUGAAAUAGCCAAAAUUGAGAAUACAAGAAAAUCACAGUUACACCAGUCAAAGAAAAUUUAUACUGUUAUAGUUUUUGCCUCUAUAACCCAAUUCGGUGAAUGAAUAUGUAACCAGACCAACAAAGAACAAUGUAAUGAUAUCAAGAUUGUAUGUGUUACACGAGUUGAUAAUUUUUAGGUAAAUAAAAGGAUCAUGUCAACAA
This is a messenger RNA of Lingula anatina, 1271 nucleotides long. Its product is annotated as MAP3K12-binding inhibitory protein 1. NCBI's taxonomy places the organism in Eukaryota, Metazoa, Brachiopoda, Lingulata, Lingulida, Lingulidae. The record is from RefSeq and is a predicted model, not a curated record.